CCUCUUUCCCUCCAUUCUAGCCGUCCCCACACAUGCUCACAUCAAAUCGUAAGGACCUGGAUGCAGCUGGACGAAUUCAUAUAUGCGCGAGCUGAAACACGAACAUCGAAACUUCGUGACCAAAUUUUUACUGAUAUUGUAAUUGGAUGAGUAUAUAAAGCAUCAUCGAUGAACGUUCCUGGUAGUGCAAUAUGCGUUCGCAACUGUCCAUCACGCUCUUCUCUCUUCUCACUACAGCUUUCGCAAGCACUGGUGUGCUUCUUCCGCUUUAUGUCUAUCCUGACGAUAGAUGUACUGCGUGGGAGCCCGUCUUCGAAGCCAUAACUUCCUUCCCCUCUCUCCUCUUCACGGUCAUCAUCAACCCUUCGAGCGGUCCCGGCACCGGAGACUCUACAUAUGAAACAUGCAUUUCCACCCUCAAAAGCACUGGAAGCAAUGUGGUCGUCGUAGGCUACGUCUCAACGUCGUACGGUAGCAGGGCACAGUCUGACGUCGAGGCCGACGUGAGCACCUACACCAGCUGGGCAGAGUCGUACAGACCAUCGGGAAUAUUCUUCGAUGAGGCAAGCACGGAGGCAUCGGAUGUGUCCCUGUAUCAGACAUACGCCUCCGCCGCUCGAUCUGCCUUGGGAGGCACGGUCGUCUUGAACCCCGGGACGACUACGGACGAGGGUUACUUCUCGUUUUCGGAUUUGAUCGUCACCGUGGAGGAUUAUUACUCCAACUUUGAAUCUUCGAACCUCCAAAUCAGCGACUCGACACCUGCUUCCAAGCAGGCUGUAAUCUUGCAUGACGCUCCUUCGCCUUCGUCUCUGCCCGACGGAUUUUUGUCUGACCUUACUGGGGAAGGGAUUGACGCGGUGUUCAUAACCGAUGAGGAUAACAGCAAUGCGUAUUCUGUCAUCUCUAGCACCUGGCUGGAGUUUUGUGAAGAUGUGGCAGAUGCGCAGUGAUCUCGUAUGAGCGGGUUAGUACCUAUUAGUACUUAUAUCUGUACUGCCCAACGUAAAGAACAUACGAACAUGAAAUGGAUUCGUCGCUUCUAGGGCAGAAAGUUCCAUCGAAUCAAUGAAGUAUAGUAUGUAUAAUUUAGUCAUACAGUACAAACUACAGGCAUCACAGGUGCUCUACACUAUGACGAGCCGGACAAUGCUACGAUACCAAUGUAUAAUCAAG
Guyanagaster necrorhizus is the source of this 1176-nucleotide messenger RNA. RefSeq lists its product as uncharacterized. The transcript is spliced from 3 exons. The coding region runs from base 192 to 953 and encodes 253 amino acids. The record is from RefSeq and is a predicted model, not a curated record. NCBI's taxonomy places the organism in Eukaryota, Fungi, Basidiomycota, Agaricomycetes, Agaricales, Physalacriaceae.